Molecule: messenger RNA, 1466 nt
Organism: Sorex araneus (European shrew)
Lineage: Eukaryota; Metazoa; Chordata; Mammalia; Eulipotyphla; Soricidae
Gene: LRRC74B
Product: leucine rich repeat containing 74B
Exons: 9
Coding region: 14-1180 (388 amino acids)
Molecular function (GO): protein binding
Source: RefSeq, a predicted model, not a curated record
AGGCGGCGUCAUCAUGAAGCCGCGGUCCCGGGAGGGCGAGGAGGCCGCGCCACGUCCUGCGGGCUUCCCAGGGGCGGAGGAAGCAGAGGAAGCCCAAGAGUCUUUCGAUGCGGAUUCGGACUCCGACCUGGAGACCGAAGACACCCACGAUCUUGGAGAACUGGUGAAGGACACGCUCUACCUGAGCUCUUGCAGGGCUCAUGGAGUUGUGCCUGCCUCCUGCUUUUUGCGCAAAGGGAAGUCCCCAGAGCUGAAUCUGCGGCACCGUGGCCUGGGGCCUCAGGGGGCCCAGGCUCUGGCUGCCGCCUUGGCCGUCGAUGUUUAUAUCCAGAGGCUGGACCUUCGGGACAACGAACUCCGCGAGGCUGGUGCCCGGGCGCUCGCGGCAGUCCUGAGCAGAAGCAGCACGCUCUGUGAUGUGGACCUGUCGGAAAACCAGCUGGGAGCAGCAGGAGCCCGUACCAUCUGUGCCGCCCUGGCAGCCAGCCCCAGCAUCUGGAGGGCACAGCUGGCAGGGAACGGGUUGGAGGAGCAAGCUGCCCGCUCGCUCGCUGACCUCCUGCUCACCCACACCCGCCUGAAGUGCCUGGACCUGAGCUAUAACCAGCUGAACGACCGAGCAGGGGAGAUGCUUGGACCAGCCCUAGCAGAAAACACAGGACUCACGGAGCUUAACAUAAGCUGGAAUCACCUCCGAGGCCCAGGAGCUGUGGCCUUCGCCAGAGGACUGGAGGCCAACAUCUUCCUGAAAGUUCUGGACAUCUCCUACAAUGGCUUUGGGGACCCUGGAGCUGCUGCAGUGGGUGAAGCCCUUAAGACCAACAAUGUGUUAGAGGAGCUCUACAUGAGCAACAACCGCAUCUCGGCGGAUGGAGCUGUGAACCUGGGCCUGGGCCUUGGGGUCAAUCAGACACUCAGGAAACUCGCAGUAUCCAGGAACCCCAUGCAAAGUAAAGGCUGCUUGGGCCUCCUCAAGUCUGUGCAGAAUAAUCCCGUGUCUGCCCUGGAGCUGCUGGACUUCUCUGAUAUUCAGGUGAACCGAGAGUUUGAUGCCCUCGCUAACUCCGUGAAGACCAUUCUUCCUGGGCUCCGCAUAAACACGGCUGCUCGAAGAGUGGAGUACAAAAGAGAGCUGCUGCCUGUCGCCAGCCCCACCCUGCCGGCAUCUGCCCCUCAGUGACUGUGGAUCUUGUUUCCUCCUUUCCUAUGGGACACUUUGACUUCCACAUGGAGGAUUCUGGGCUGUGAGAUGCCCGAGUGUCAUCUUGUCAUCCAGGUGGAAAAAUCGAUGGUAUUUUUUCCAUCCACAAAUGGAUGGAACUAGAGGGUACCAUGAGUGAACUCAGUUAGAAGAAAAGGAACAGAUGCAGAAUGAUCUCUCUCAUAUGUGGGAUUUAAAGAUACACGGUGAGGUAACAACAAAGGACCAAAGGCAACAUAAUGUGAGAACUCAUCCACACUACUGA